AUGGCUCAAGCAGUGACUUCGAUGGCUGGUUUACGUGGCGCAUCUCAGGCCAUUCUUGAAGGAAGUCUUCAGAUCAACGGCUCAAACCGUUUGAACAUCUCAAGAGUCACGGUUGGGUCUCAGAGAACCGGACUUGUGAUCAGGGCUCAGCAGACCGAGUCGGUUCCGGAGAGUAGCCGUCGGUCAGUGAUUGGGCUCGUAGCUGCUGGUUUAGCCAGUGGUUCGUUUGCUAAGGCUGUCUUCGCCGCCGAAGCUAUUCCGAUCAAAGUUGGUCCUCCUCCACCUCCCUCCGGUGGUCUCCCCGGAACAGAGAACUCAGACCAAGCAAGAGACUUUUCAUUGGCAUUAAAAGACAGGUUUUACUUGCAGCCAUUGACACCAACAGAAGCUGCAGCUAGAGCUAAAGAAUCUGCAAAAGAGAUCAUAAACGUUAAGUCAUUGAUCGACAAAAAAGCUUGGCCUUACGUUCAGAACGAUCUCCGUUUAAGAGCAUCGUACCUCCGUUACGAUCUUAACACCGUUAUUUCCGCUAAGCCUAAGGAAGAUAAACAGAGCCUUAAAGAACUCACCACCAAGCUCUUCCAAACCAUCGACAACCUGGACUAUGCGGCGAGGUCAAAGAGCAGCCCGGAUGCUGAGAAGUAUUACUCAGAGACAGUCUCGAGUUUGAACAAUGUUCUUGCCAAGAUCGGUUAA
Molecule: messenger RNA, 696 nt
Organism: Arabis nemorensis
Lineage: Eukaryota; Viridiplantae; Streptophyta; Magnoliopsida; Brassicales; Brassicaceae
Source: the annotation of a GenBank genome assembly